CGUACAUACAAGAAGAGUACGAACGCAGUGGAGCAGAUUGAAUCCCUUGCUCGUCCCUCGAUUGAUUGAUUGGCUUUUCUUCCCUUUUCAAUGCUGCGUGGGUUGUGUGGGCAGACACGCAUGAUCUUGCUUCAUGUUGACUGACCGCACGAAUCAACACCCCCCUCCCCUCCUUGGAGAAAAAAGCACCCUUUUGUCUCGCGUCGCUUUGCCGUGCUCGCGUGCUCACCUGCCCCCUUUAUUUCGUUCCGUGGCUUUGCUUGCCGGCUGCUCGCUUGCCCUGAGCGUGACCUGAUCCUUUCUCGUUUCGAGUUCAGACCCUCUCUCUUUCUCUUUCUCUCUCUCCUCCCCCUCCCCCCUCUUUGCCUCAUCCCCCCCCCCCUUUUCCUCGCUCGGUUCGUUGCCGUAUCCCGUCGUCGUCGUCGCGCGCCAUCACGACCAGCAGCGAGCCCGCCGCCCAAUACUGCCAUGUGAAGCACCAUUUCGCACCGUCCUUACCUCCCCCCUCCUUGUCGUCGUCGCGCGCGCCGAUCGGUAUGGAACAACGACCCUCGGGCCGCGGGCGUGGCCUCGCCCUGCACGUCGCCUCUCGCCUUCGCGGCCUCCGACGCCUGGCACUGGCCACGGGCUCGCGCUUCACCAACUGCCGCUUCGUCUUCGCCUUGUCGAUGCUCGCCGUCCUCGGCGCCAAACUGAUACACAUCUACACCCACCUGUCGGCCUUGGCAACCGUCUAUCUGGUGCGAUGGGGAUACUCCUUCUUCGCGCAGGACAUGGUCCUGCUCAUCAUCUUGCGCCUGCUUCUCGACAGCUGGCUCUUCUCCCCCCGCAGCUCGGGCUCUCUGCGAUGGAUUGCCUCGUGCCUCGCGUCCUUCUUCGUCGGAAUCGUCAUCUUCCUCAACGUCAUCAACAUCUGCUUCUUCGUCGUCAGCGGCUCCGAAAUACAUUGGCGCAACGUCGGGCUCGCUGGGGAUGCUGCCGGGCGUGCGCUUCUCCUUUCCGGCCUCGUCUCGGCCCUCCUCGUCACGGGCGCCCUGAUCCUGCUUUCGUGGCUCCUGCAGGACAUUCUGUAUGCCGUCGUGGGAUUGCUGGUGGACAUUGUUAGUUGGCCCAUCGCCCCUCGCGCUCGCGCCCGGCUCUGCAGAACCAACUUCCAAACCUCGACCGCCGAGUACACCGAGAUACCCCAAGGCGACCUCGAAUCCGCCGCGAAGAUCGAGGAGCAGGAAACUCCCCAACACUCCCCACGAUAUGCCUUCAUCGACGGCGUCAAAAGCUGGCCCUGGGCCCGCAUAUUACACCACGCGUCGUAUGCCCUGGCCGCCAUCGCCCUGCUCUCGCAGGUCAUCCUGUGGGCACUUCGACCUGGUGACAAUUCUUUGUUGUUCAUGUCGUGGACUCCGGCACUGCUCCCGUUUGUCGAUUUCAAAACAUCAACCGCGAAUUUAGACAACGUCGUCGUACAAAACGCCACGAGCAUCUACCACGGCUGGAAGGAUCGGACCGCUCUUCGUGAUCCGAUUCCCUUCUCCUGGCUACCGGAAGACUCGAUCGCAGGCUUCGAGGAUUGGUACGAUGGCAAAAAACAUUAUUCAGCAGAGGCCGACCCCCUUCGAAUCUCGAACCUCGACGAAAAACUUCUCCCCGAGUUGAACAACCUGAAGGACGUGCCCAUCCGGCACAUCAUGGCCAUUGUGCUAGAAAGCACCCGGAAAGACGUCUUUCCUAUCAAGAACUGGGGCAUCAAUGCGGCACGCCUCCGAGAUUCCUGGGACGAGAAGGAAUUCCCUCCCAAGGCGCUAGAACGCCUCAAGACGCUUACACCGACGGCCAAGUACCUCACGGGCGAUUACGACGAUCAAUUUGAGCGCCCCGAGUCGGAGAGAAAUGGGACAGGGCGAGGCGGCAUCAAUUUCAACGAUGCGUACACGACAUCGACCUACACUCUGAAGAGCUUGGCGGGCUCACUAUGCGGUGUCAUGCCCAUGACGGCCGACUUCAAUCUCGAAUACCAGCACCACAUCUACCAGCCAUGUUUCCCACACAUCGCAGCGGCGCUUAACACGCUCGAGCACACCGACAACGGGGGGCACGAAUUCGGCGGGUACAAUUGGACAUCAACCUUUAUGCAAUCCGUUACCUUGACCUACGACAACUUCGGCCACCUGAUGAAGAAGAUUGGGUUUCCCGAAGAGGGCCUCAUCGACAAGGAAUAUCUGCAGAGCGGCGCGGCCAAGUUCGGACGCGUUACCCUGCCAGAUGUGAAUUACUUUGGUUUUGAGGAGACGCCGCUCGAGGAUUACAUACGGGAUCAAUUCGAAACGGCCAAGAAGAACAACGGCCGCGCGUUCAUCACCCACGUUACGAGCACGAGCCACCAUCCGUACGCGAUGCCGGAGUCGGAGGAGUAUGUGCCCCUCGGCAAGGGUUUGGACGAUUUGUCACACUAUAUUAAUGCCAUUGGCUACGACGAUCGGUGGCUGGGCAAGAUACUCGGUUUCUUGGACGAUCUUGGGGUCGCAAAUGAGACCUUGGUCAUCUUUGUCGGCGACCACGGCUUAUCGAUUCCAGAGAAUGACAUUCUGGCCUCAUAUUACAAUCCCAACAAAGCAAACAACCACGUCCCGCUCGUCUUCUCGCAUCCGAAAUUACCCCCCAUUACGAUCAACGACGCCGUCUCCACACAGUCAAUAUUGCCGACCGUGCUGGACCUGCUCAUCGAGACGGGCUCCCUAUCCGGCUCCGCAACGCAGGCGGCCAAGGACCUGCUGCACAACUACGAGGCUCAGUCCCUCCUUCGGCCCACGCGCCAGUCGCACCACGCGCAGCCGACGUCGGGCCUGCACUCGUCGGAGGAGGAGCUGGAGAACUGGCAGCUCACCAACAUCAACCCCGGUCGCGCCAUGCUGGGGGUUCGCGAUGCGCGACACAAGCACUGGCGCAUGGUGGUGCCGACGGUGGACAAUGUCGAGUGGCGCUUCACCGACACGAAGCGAGACGACCGCGAGGCCCACCCCAUCGUGGGAUUCAACUUUGACAUCUUCAAGAAGCAGGUUGGGGAGCAGCACGGAGACGAGGCCGCGACAUGGGUGGAAGAAGGCGCUUACGUGGUGCGAUGGUUUGUCGAGGAAAAUAGCAGGCGUUGGCGGUAUGGGCCUUACAAGGAGUAAAGUUGAACGGAACGGGUGAUCAUUUAGAAAGCAAUAAAGCGGCCAGGCCUAUAGAAGCCGGCAAUUGAACAUUUUGGGCA
Purpureocillium takamizusanense is the source of this 3250-nucleotide messenger RNA. RefSeq lists its product as uncharacterized. NCBI's taxonomy places the organism in Eukaryota, Fungi, Ascomycota, Sordariomycetes, Hypocreales, Ophiocordycipitaceae. Bases 537 to 3170 code for a protein of 877 amino acids. The record is from RefSeq and is a predicted model, not a curated record. The transcript has a single exon.